AUGGGGCCGGGGCAGACAGGGAUCCUUCUAGUUCUUCUCCCUUAUCUGUGCCAAGGAUUUAACUUGAAAUCGGUUGAAAACCUCCUUGCGGUCGCCGGGCCGUUACCGAGCGAUAGCGGGGAUGUUUCUAACGAGGUGACGCCGAUCGUUGGAUGUCAUGAAGGCGUCUUGCGUGAAUUUGAAGACCAGCUGGCCUUUCUGCAGAGGUUCGGUGUCACCCACUAUAAAGUCAAUCUAGAACCGAGCGUUCUCCUGAAGGGCGGCCAUCGCGAGGCCGACGAGCCGCAGGUCCUUUGCUAUCGGAAGCUUCUCCAGCGUCUCGCCGACGCGACCAUUAAACCGGUGGGGAUCUUACAGGGAGGUCUGUGGCGCGACUGGAGCAGCUCGUCUGAUGCUUUCGUAGAAUACGCCGAUUUCGCCUUUAAGGUUUUCGGGGAUUUGGUUCACACUUGGAUUACUUUUAAUAUUUGGUCGGAUGACGGAACAAAUCCCGAAACCCUGCAGGCUGUGAUCGCAGCGCACGAGAGAACGCGCCACCUGUAUCGCAGCAAAUACGCCACACAAGGUGGAAAACUGUCUUUGGCUCUGGAUCCGUCCGCGCUGAGCGCCUGCCUCGCCUCUGGCCUCACGCUCCUGGAAACUGUUGAUUUUGUUGCUUUGAACAUAAAUUACAACUGCCAUGACAACGCCCCGCUGAUCGCGGAGGAACAGGUUUUGCAGAAAGUUGGGGAGCGUCGGGACGUCUUGGUUUUCAGUUUACGGCUGAGUGGCUGUAAUUCCGUCACCGCGGAAAGAAAAUAUAAAUCAGCUUUCAAAGUAUUGGAAGCGGUGAUGAAUUCUGGCGCAGUGCCCAUGGGGUAUGACAUCAGCGCGUUUCAAGGCGAGUCGCCUGACAGCAAGCAGAGAGCGGAAAACUCACAAGGGAAGCCAUCAGCCGCUCGCUCGUCGUAUAAUACGGUUUGGGAUAAAUUCUCCAAUCAGACGUCACCGGACAGAGACGCCUUUCUGCACGACACCUUUCCCAGUGGCUUCAGGUGGGGGGCAUCUACGGCGGCCUUCAAAGUGGAAGGAGGUUGGGCAGAAGAAGGGAAGGGUCAGACUAUAUGGGACACGCUUGGGCAGCAUGGCCACACCGACAAAAACGCAACCGCCAACGUGGCCAGUGACAGCUACCACAAGAUCGACUACGACGUGUACCUUCUGAACGGGCUCCAGACCAAAAUGUAUCAGUUCUCCAUAUCUUGGUCUAGGAUUUUUCCAACAGGGAGUAAAGAGAAAGAGAAUACCAAAGGGGUUAAAUACUACAAUAAAUUAAUUGACCGCCUACGGGACUCCGGCAUUGAGCCCAUGGUCGCUUUGUAUCACUGGGAUCUGCCCCAGUCUUUGCAGGACCUCGGGGGCUGGCAGAAUGACAGUAUUGUUGACGCCUUUGCGGAUUAUGCCGAUUACUGCUUUCGAAGUUUUGGCGAUCGAGUGAAGUUUUGGAUCACUUUCCAUGAACCUUGGGUUGUAAGCUAUGCUGGCUAUGGCACUGGAGAACAUGCCCCUGGGAUUAAGGAACCGGGGAAUGCCUCCUACAAGGUGUCUCAUAACAUCUUGAAAGCCCACGCUAAAGCCUGGCAUGUCUACAAUGAUAAAUACCGCUCCCAACAGAAUGGCCAAGUGGGGGUCUCUCUGAACUCAGACUGGGCAGAACCAGCGUCGCCCACUGACCCUGAGGAUGUGACGGCCGCUGAGCGCUACCUUCAGUUCAUGCUUGGCUGGUUUGCCCAUCCAAUUUUAAUCAACGGUGACUACCCCGAGGUUCUUAAAACCCAAAUACAACAGAAACACCAACAAUGCCCCAACACAGUUUCCCCGUUGCCCGUAUUCACAGAGGAGGAAAGAAGCCAAAUCCGUGGCACGGCCGACUUCCUUGGCAUCUCCCAUUACACCUCCAGGCUGGUCAACACCUCCCAGAGCGCCAGCUGUGAUCCCGAAUACCAUAACAUUGGGGACUUCACAGCCCACGUGGAUCCAUCGUGGCCUGAAACUGCCUCUCCGUGGAUCCGGGUGGCCCCCUGGGGCUUCAGGAGGCUGCUGAACUUUGUGAAGGAAGAAUAUGCAAAAGACAACGUUCCAAUAUACAUAACUGGGAACGGAAUGCCGACAACAUACGACGGAGAGGCGUUUUAUGACAUGGCCAGAAUGGACUACUUAACCGCCUACAUCAACGAGGUUUUAAAAGCGGUGAACGUCGAUGGUGUGUCAGUAAAUUCAUACAUCGUCAGGUCCCUCCUGGAUGGCUUUGAAGGCUCUGAUGGCUACAGCCAGAGGUUUGGGUUACAUUACGUGGAUUUUGAAAAUGCAAACAGGCAAAGAACCCCCAAAGAAUCUGCGUAUUUGUUCUCUAACAUUAUUGAGAGUAAUGGUUUCCCGCAGACCAAGAAGAAGGCACUGACUCCUGGGGCAGAGUGGCCACGUGGAGACAAGGCAGCACCUCUUCCCGCGUCAGAAGUUCCCUCAAAGGCUAAAGUCGUAUGGGAGAAAUUUUCAGGUCAGAGUGCUUUUGAAAGAGAUAUGUAUUUCCACGCCACGCUGCCGGAUGAUUUCAAAUGGGGAGUUUCCACCUCGGCUUAUCAGGUCGAAGGUGGGUGGAAUGCCGAUGGAAGAGGACCUAGUGUUUGGGACACGUUUUCUCACGUUCCUGGGAAUAUUGCGGACAAUGGUAAUGGGGACAUUGCCUGUGACAGUUACCACCAACUGGAUGCUGAUCUAUACAUGCUGAGGUCCUUAGGGGUAACUAGCUACAGGUUUUCCUUGUCUUGGUCUCGUAUCUUUCCAACUGGCCAAGGUACCCCUAAUGACGUAGGGGUUGAGUAUUACAAUAGACUCAUUGACGGCCUGUUGGCAAACAACAUAUCUCCUAUGGUAACCCUUUACCACUUCGACCUGCCUCAAGCACUUCAAGACUUGGGCGGUUGGGAGAACGACCUGUUGGCUGAUGCAUUUCAUAGCUACGCUGAAUUUUGUUUUAAUACCUUUGGCGAUCGGGUCAAAUUCUGGAUAACCAUUCAUGAGCCCCACAGCGUUGUCACAGCGGGAUACGGGUUGGGUAUUUUCCCACCUCAAGCCAAUGACCCAGGCUAUGCACCUUACAGAGUGGCUCGUCGUCUCCUGAAAGCCCACGCCAAGGUGUACCACACCUACGACCAGAAAUAUCGGCAAAGCCAAGGAGGCGUCAUUUCUCUCAGCCUCAACACAGAAUGGGUCGAACCCAAAAACUACAAAGACCCGAGAGACAUAGAAGCAGCCGACCGCUACCUGCAAUUUACAUUGGGAUGGUUUGCUCACCCGAUCUUUAAAAACGGCGACUACCCGGAUGUCAUGAAGUGGCAAGUGGCAAAUAAAAGUGAAUUACAGGGACUUCAUUCUUCCAGAUUACCUGUUUUUACAGAAGAAGAGAAAGCAGAGAUCCGAGGAACGGCUGAUGUUUUCUGUAUAAACAUCUAUUCCACGAAGACAAUUACUCACAAAACUUCUCGUUUUAACCCGGCCUCGGUGAAGGAAGAUAUGGACGUCCUGGAAGAAGUUGCUCAGGAUUGGCCAACAACACACGUUAACGAGCACAGAGCGGUGGCGUGGGGACUCAGAAGGCUUCUUAACUGGAUAAGAGAAGAAUAUGGCGACACCGCAAUUUAUAUCACUGAGAAUGGGGUCUCCACAAAUAGCGAGCCGGACUUUGACGACACCAGCCGUAUAUUUUACUUUAAAACGUACAUAGAUGAAGCUUUAAAAGCUCACAGCAUGGACGGGGUGAACCUAAAAGGAUACACAGCCUGGUCGCUCAUGGACACCUUUGGAUGGACCUUCGGUUACACCGCGCGCUUUGGGUUGCACCACGUGGAUUUCCAGCACCCCAGCCGCCCCAGGACCCCCAAACGCUCUGCCAUUUACUACGCGGACGUUGUUCGCAAUAAAGGGAUCCCCCUAGACAAAGAAGACAAAUUUCUCUACGGGGAAUUCCGCUCGGACUUUGCAUGGGGCGUAGCAUCCUCAUCUUACCAGAUUGAAGGCUCCUGGAGGGCCGAUGGUAAAGGGCUGAGCAUCUGGGACCAGUUUACACACUCGCCCAACACCAUUGAUAACGACGAUACCGGAGAUAUCGCCUGCAACAGCUACAACAGGGUGGAGGAGGACAUCGAAUUAAUUAAGAACCUGAAGGUGACACACUACCGGUUUUCUAUCUCUUGGCCACGAGUCCUACCAGACGGGACGACAAACUUUGUGAACGAAGCCGGGCUAAGUUAUUACGUGAGACUUAUCGAUGGUCUUUUGGCCGCUAAUAUCAAGCCACAGGUAACCAUUUAUCACUGGGAUCUCCCCCAAGCGUUACAAGACGUCGGAGGCUGGGAGAACGAAACCAUCGUGCAGAGAUUUAAGGAGUAUUCGGAGCUGCUCUUCCAGAGAUUGGGAGACAAAGUGAAGUUCUGGAUAACCCACAACGAACCGUAUAUCGUCGCCAAUCUUGGAUACGGAUACGGUUCAUUUGCCCCAGGGAUUUCAUCAAGACCUGGUGUCGGCCCUUACGUGGCUGGGCACAAUCUCAUCAAAUCCCACGCCGAGGUCUGGCAUCUGUACAACGAUACCUACCGAGCCAAACAAGGUGGCGUCAUAUCCAUCACCAUCAACACCGACUGGGCCGAUCCCAUAAAUCCAUAUAAACAGGAGGACGUAGAGGCAACAAAGAGAUACUUGGCGUUUUUUGGAGGGUGGUUCGCAAAUCCUAUUUUCAACAAUGGCGACUACCAUGAAAUCAUGAAAACCGCUAUACGAGAAAGAAGUCUCCUUCAAGGAUUCCCAACAUCCCGACUCCCAGAAUUCACAGAAAGCGAGAAGAAGAGGAUUAAAGGAACCUACGACUUCUUUGGCUUCAAUCAUUACACCAGCGUUCUGGUGGGCUCCACCAACUACCCCUUAAACGAGGUUUCCUUUGAUGCAGACAGAGGAGUGUACCUGCUGUCCGACCGUACCUGGCUGGGUUCCGGCUCUUCUUGGCUGAAAGUGACCCCAUUUGGCUUCAGAAAAAUAUUGAACUGGAUAAAGGAAGAAUGCAACAACCCCCCGAUCUACGUAACGGAAAACGGAAUUUCCGAACGCGGAACCAACCUGAACGACAAGUGGAGAGAACAUUACUAUAAGAGUUACGUGAACGAAGCCCUGAAAGCUGUGAAAUACGACGGCGUGGACCUGCGGGGCUACACGGCCUGGUGUCUGAUGGAUAACUUUGAAUGGGCGGCAGGGUACUCCGAGCGGUUCGGCUUGUAUUACACAAACUAUUCGGACCCCUCUCUGCCGCGUAUCCCAAAAGAGUCUACAAAGUAUUACAGAACCCUGAUCCAGUGCAACGGAUUCCCGGAUCCCGCAGAGGGGCCGCAUUCCUGCCUCCAGCCGCAGCCGGACGGGACGUCUGCAGUUCCAACCGGAACCACUAGGGGCCACACAGAUCCCAUCACGGGGCCCGCAGAAGACGACAGGACCGGAACCGUGGACUUCCUUGGAUUAGCGAUUUCUACUACGGACGCCAUGAUCGCUUUAUACGUGGAAUUUUCGCUUCUAAUUACCGCCGUUUUAGGUGUUGUCUUGCUUUCCGUUCUGUACUCAAAGCUCAAAAAGAAACUGAAGCGCUCGCAAUAAUUUUAGAUUCUACAGACAUAUGCCGCGUGUUCCGUUAUCUCGGGCCGAUCUGUACGAAUGAAUAAAUUUGCAGCUAGAAACA
Spea bombifrons (plains spadefoot toad) is the source of this 5758-nucleotide messenger RNA. RefSeq names its product lactase (gene LCT). The record is from RefSeq and is a predicted model, not a curated record. Gene Ontology annotation, molecular function: lactase activity. NCBI's taxonomy places the organism in Eukaryota, Metazoa, Chordata, Amphibia, Anura, Pelobatidae. The transcript is spliced from 17 exons. Bases 1 to 5676 code for a protein of 1891 amino acids. Gene Ontology annotation, biological process: carbohydrate metabolic process.